UCAAAAUAUAAUUCGUGUGAUUAAACUCGUGCCGUGGAUCCGCCGUCAUGGCGCCUUAAAGCAGCGGAGCAAGCGGCGGGUUGGAGCUCGGAUGGUGACCGGAGACAGUGCUCUGUUCCCCGCUGAGCCCACACGGCGGCGGCCACGAUGAGCUCGGAGCACCAGGGCGCCGACGGGUCGCAGGACAGGCCCGACGACAAAGAGCCGAACCCCGGCGUGGACGAGGAGGACGAGGAGGAGGAGGAUGAGGACCUUCCCCGGGAGGAGGAAGAGGACAACCCCCGGGAGGUGGCACCGGCUCGGCCCCGGAGCAGCGAGGAGGGACCGGGGCGAGGGGAACGAGGGGAGCGCGGGUCCCCGGUGUCCCCGGUGCCCGGCGCCCUGGAGCCCCCUGGCCCGCCGAGCAGCGCCCAGCAGCCGGGGAGCAGCAGCCGGACGGACAGCGUGUUCUCCUGGCUCCGGAGCAGGACUAUCAGACGCGGGUUGUUUGUGGACCCGGCCCGGGACAACUUCAGGACAAUGACCAGCUUGUACUGCUCCAUGAACCCGGCCACGGAGUCCGUGAACCUGAGCACCCAGACCCACGGAGCCGUGUUCAACCUGGAGUACUCCCCGGACGGGUCGGUGCUGACGGUGGCCUGCGAGCAGACGGAGGUCCUGCUGUUUGACCCCAUCUCCUCCAAACACAUCAAGACCCUGACGGAGGCCCACGAGGACUGUGUCAACAACAUAAGGUUUCUGGACAAUCGCUUGUUUGCCACCUGCUCCGACGACACCACUAUUGCAUUGUGGGAUCUCCGCAAGCUGAACGCCAAGGUGUGCUCUCUGCACGGCCACGCCAGCUGGGUGAAGAACAUCGAGUACGACACCAACACGCGGCUGCUCGUCACGUCCGGCUUCGACGGCAACGUCAUCACGUGGGACACCAACAGGUUUACAGAGGACGGCUGCCCGCACAAGAAGUUCUUCCACACCCGCUACCUGAUGAGGAUGCGUCUGACGCCCGACUGUUCCAAGAUGCUCAUCUCCACGUCCUCGGGGUAUCUGCUCAUCCUCCACGACCUGGACCUCACUCAGUCGCUGGAGGUCGGCAGCUACCGGAUGCUGCGAGCGCGACGCAACCCCCCCACCUCCGACGGCGGCUCGUCGGGCUCCAGGUCGGCCGGAACUCCUCGCCAGGGAAAUGACUCCAGCAAGAUCCACCCUCACAGAGAAGGACUUUCUCCCCGGAAUAGUCUGGAGGUGUUGACUCCAGAGAUCCCAGGAGAGAGGGACCGAGGGAACUGCAUCACCUCCCUGCAGCUCCACCCGAAAGGCUGGGCGGCGCUCAUCCGCUGCUCCAGCAACAUGGACGACCAGGAGUGGACGUGUGUGUACGAGUUCCAGGACGGAGCGCCCACCCGCCCGCUGGUCUCCCCCCGCUGCUCGCUCCGCCUCACCCACUACAUCGAGGAGGCCAACGUGGGGCGGGGCUACAUCAAGGAGUUGUGCUUCAGCCCGGACGGACGGCUCAUCUGCUCGCCGUACGGCUACGGCGUCCGCCUGCUGGCCUUCGACGAGCGCUGCGGCGAGCUGGUGGACUGCCUGCCCGUCCAGACCAGCUGCCUGAAGGAGAUCCGCUCCAUCUACUCGCACAGCGACGUGGUGCUCACCACCAAGUUCUCCCCCACUCACUGCCAGCUGGCCUCGGGCUGCCUCAGCGGUCGCGUGGCGCUCUACCAGCCCAAGUUCUAGCAUCGGCUGCGGUGAGAGGACGAUGCUCUGCAGACCCGGGUCCAGACGCGCUGAUCAGGAACGAGACCGGGAACGAUUCUGAAGAAGCAUUUAGUGUUUUCCAGGUUUGAUUAGUUUGAUAGUUGCACAAACAAUCUGACAACAAUGCACUUCCCCAAAAUAUUAUAUGUGCAGCUUCAUGUUUCUCUGAUUUUAGACCCUUGUCGUCUAAGAUGCGCAGAAAUGUGUCGUUCAGAACAUUCUGGCCUCUUCAGUAUCAUUCAGUAGGAAUUACACAUCAGAGUAAUUCACAUUUUGUAACAUCUCAAAAUGUAGAAACCCGAAAUUACUAGUUUCCUGAUGUUUGUUUUAAAAAGCUCAGUAGAUCAGCAAAGCAUGCAGGUAUUUCAAAUAGUGCGACACAUCUAAAAGUCACUUUCCUCUGAGGCUCGAUUUGACUUUAAAACACUUAUUUGAACCCUUAAAAAAAAAUACCCAUCCUGAAACUAAUCUGGUUAAAGCAGAUCUCAGAUAAGUUCUUCGAGCGCCUCUGGACUCGGGUCUGCAGCUGUGGAGCCGACUCAGUUUGUUUGGAAAAGGAGAAGAAGAAGACUUUGGCCGUGCCCCCCCCCCACUGA
This is a messenger RNA of Limanda limanda (common dab), 2351 nucleotides long. RefSeq names its product WD repeat domain 32 (gene wdr32). Gene Ontology annotation, molecular function: protein binding. The transcript is spliced from 7 exons. The coding region runs from base 148 to 1734 and encodes 528 amino acids. Lineage: Eukaryota; Metazoa; Chordata; Actinopteri; Pleuronectiformes; Pleuronectidae. The record is from RefSeq and is a predicted model, not a curated record. Gene Ontology annotation, cellular component: Cul4-RING E3 ubiquitin ligase complex.